UGUUUCAUCUUUGUGUCAGGUUUGAUUUAUUGUUGGGAUGUAAAGAGAACGUCAGAAGCGAAAUGCCCCAGCUUCAAGAAGAGCUGUGUCCUGCUGCAGUGAGUCCACGACUCCUCUCAUCAUCAUUUACUGUGUAAUAUGGAGCUUUGCUGCCGGCACUGUGUCCUCGGCCUCGUUUCUCCGUGCUCUGUGAAGUCAUUCCCGAAGUGCUGGUGGUGUAUUUGCUGUUCUGCAGAGAGUUUCAGGCCGUCUGCAGCCAGGACAUGUCCCCCCUCUCUCUGUCCUCAAACACCGUCUGUCUUCAGUCUUCCUCUGAUGUCCUCAUGCUGUUCUGGUUCUCCUGUGAGCUGCUAGAAGUCCAACCCUGCACUCGUUAUUUGUUCCAAGAGCACAUGAAACUGUGGCACUGAUCUCCUUCAGUCCGUGUCAUCUAACAUCUCAUAAAGUGGUGUGUUGCCAACAAACCUCCUCCGGCUCCUCCUUCUCUUUCUCCUCCUCCUCCUUCAGUCCUGGUUCGUUACGUCAGAGCUGACGGGAAGCUCCACACCGUCAACCUGCAGAACGCCAACCUGGCCGACGGCCGGACCCACUCCAUCAUCCUGAGACUGGGCGGCCUUCACCGUGACAACAUGCACAUGGAGCUCUACGUCAACUGCAGACUGGCGGACUCCAGCCAGGGCCUGCCGCCGUUGGUCCCUCUGCCCAGAGAGGCGGAGAUGGUGGAGAUCAGGCACGGGCAGAAGGCCUACGCCCGACUACAGGGCGCCGUGGAGUCCCUCAGACUGGCUCUAGGGGGCAGUGUUGCAAAAGCUGGAGCUCUGACGGACUGUCCGUUCCAAGGAGACUCAUCAGCCUACAACUCAGUGAGCGGGGAGGUGAACUCCAUCCUGGGUGAUCACACCAAGGCUCUGAUUGGUCAGCUCAUCAUCUUCAACCAGAUCCUGGGAGAGCUGCGACAGGACAUCCGGGAGCAGGUGAAAGAGAUGUCUCUGAUCAGAAACACCAUCCUGGAGUGUCAGGUUUGUGGUUUCCACGAGCCUCGCUCUCGCUGCUCUCCUAACCCAUGCUUUAAGGGCGUGGCCUGUGUGGAGAGUCUGCACUAUCCUGGAUACACCUGUGGACCCUGCCCACCUGGAACCACCGGCAACGGGACACACUGUACCGACAUUGACGAG
Messenger RNA from Micropterus dolomieu (smallmouth bass), 1175 nucleotides. Its product is annotated as thrombospondin-3a-like. The record is from RefSeq and is a predicted model, not a curated record. The transcript has 6 exons. Lineage: Eukaryota; Metazoa; Chordata; Actinopteri; Centrarchiformes; Centrarchidae. The annotation marks the transcript as partial.